Molecule: messenger RNA, 1038 nt
Organism: Colletotrichum fioriniae
Lineage: Eukaryota; Fungi; Ascomycota; Sordariomycetes; Glomerellales; Glomerellaceae
Cellular component (GO): cytoplasm
Molecular function (GO): flavin adenine dinucleotide binding; electron-transferring-flavoprotein dehydrogenase activity
Source: RefSeq, a predicted model, not a curated record
AUGUUUCCCCAAGACAAGCUCUUCGUCGACAUACCCAGUAUUUUCAAGCAGUAUGACAGUGAAAACUUCCUCUUCAUUCAAGGAGCCGCAACGAAUCUCAAUCACGGUGAGAGAGCGGUCUCCGUCACCCAGAAAGGCAGCAGCGGCACAAUCGUUCUUUCUUACUACGCUCUGGUGAUUGUCACAGGCGCAUCUACUCCCUCGCCCCUUCUCGGCCUCAAUGAAGACUCUGAGAGUCUACGAAAGAGCUGGCGAGAGAUUCGCAAGCGCUUGCCGCAGGCCAAGAGCAUAGUGGUUGUAGGCGGAGGUCCAGCGGGUGUCGAGACAGCCGGCGAGCUGGGCGAGCAUUUGAACGGCCGAAAGUCGCAACGCCCAAAAGUUCCUAUUACCCUGGUCUCAUCUGCACCUGAAAUUCUUCCCGCCCUUCGCCCUGCUAUCGCCCGCAAGGUAGAAGACUACCUUGCUCAGGUGGGAGUCACUGUGCUGAAAGGGGUUCGGGUGAAGGACGUGAUGCCGGCCGAAGCUGGGAUCACGGGAGUCACGACAAAUGUCAAGGUCAUUCUAGACAGUGGGAAGACGAUUGAGACUGAUCUUUACAUCCCCGCAACUGGCACACGACCGAACACGAGCUUCAUCGACAACGCGCUGCUGCUCUCCGAUAGACGAGUCAAUACCAACUCCCUAACCCUUCGCGUCGAUUCAGCUGGACCCCGCGUCUACGCCAUUGGCGACGCAUCCUCGUUUGCCAGGCCAGCAAUUCACAAUAUCCUUAGUGCUGUCCCGGUCAUGUGCGCCAACAUCAAACGGGACCUACUACUGGCUUCCGAUAGACCGGAGAGCGCCAGUGACAAGGAUAGACUCUUCGAGGAGGACGUCCGCGAAACUCAGUUGGUUCCGGUGGGGAAGAGCAAGGGAGUCGGGGCUGCGAUGGGAUAUCAGCUGCCCAGCUUCAUGGUGUGGAUGAUCAAGGGUCGGGAUUAUUGGUUGUGGACGACGGGGAAUCUUUGGAGUGGGAAGCAGUGGGCUAAGGAGUCUUGA